AUGGGCGCUCCUCUGUCAAUCGUACGGGAGAGCCGCAGCGCAUCACCGACCUCGGAAGAACCGUUGCAUUCCAACGAGUCUGUCCCACUUCUAUCCGACCUUGAGGCAAAUCACCAGACGUAUCACACGAAUGGUCACGCUCAACCAGAACCUGUCGGGAAGCGCGGCACGAGAGGCGCAGUCAAGGAUAUCACUCUUCGAAUAUCCAAGGGUUCCGGUCCCGUGCUGAAGGACGGGUUGAAGUCAAUCCCGGCCGUCAUCCUCGGCACGCUCCUGAACAUUCUAGACGGCGUAUCCUACGGAAUGCUCAUCUUUCCUGCUGCCGGCGUGUUCACGGGUCUCGGGGGAGCCGGUGUUUCUAUGUUCUUCGUCACCGCGAUCGUUACCCAACUCAUAUAUUCGGCUGGUGCGAGCGGGUUUGCGGGAGCCAAUGGCAGUAUGAUGAUCGAGGUCGUUCCCUUCUUCCAUCUCAUCGCAAACCAGAUAGCAGAAGAUGUUGGCGAGGACAAACCUCGCGUUGUGAUCGCUACCACGAUGGUCGCAUUUGCCUUCUCUUCCAUUUUGACUGGCAUUACAUUCUUCCUUCUCGGAGCGCUGAGGUUAGGUUCGCUGAUCGGAUUCUUUCCGCGGCAUAUCCUCGUAGGAUGCAUCGGCGGCGUCGGCGUCUUCCUAGUCAUCACCGGGCUUACCGUUAGUACGGGGAUGUCAGACGAUGAUUUCUCGCUCUCCUUGGGGACCUUCAAGUACCUCGUCUUGAAUGCGCACAACCUCGUCAUGUGGCUGCCCGCAUUCGGCCUCGCCGUGUUACUACGCGUUAUCACUCACAAGUGGGACCACCAACUCAUAUUCCCCAUCUAUUUUUGUAUCAUUCCUGUGAUCUUCUAUAUCGUAGUCGCCGCAGGUCAUCUCGACCUUGUGGCACUGAGGGAAGCGGGCUGGCUGUUCGACAUGGGCACCUCAAGGGAGCCGUGGUAUUACUUUUACUCGUUGUACGACCUCAAGGCGAUGGACUGGCCGGCGUUCUGGGCGACCAUGCCUACGCAAUUUGCUUUGUUGUUUUUCAAUAUCUUGCAUCCGCCUCUCAACGUGCCCGCGUUGGCUGUCUCGCUGCAUCACGAUGUGAACACUGACAAAGAACUGGUCGCGCAUGGGUACUCUAAUUUGCUUGCAGGCUUAAUUGGCACAGUUCCUAACUAUCUCGUCUACGUUAACACGUUGUUGUUUUACCGUGUGGGCGGCGACACUCGUGUCUCUGGUUUCCUCCUCGCGGGUGCUACCACAGUCCUUCUGCUGGUCGGGACGGGGCCGAUCGCAUACAUUCCCAUCAUGCUGGUGGGCGCUCUCAUCUUUGUGCUAGGCAUCGACCUCGUCAAGGAGGCCCUCUGGGACACGCGGCAUCGCGUGAGCACCUCGGAGUACAUCACCAUCGCGAGUAUCAUGCUCUGCAUGACAGUGUGGGACUUCGUCACUGGGGUGCUCUUCGGCAUCAUCGUCAGCUGCAUCUUCUUCGUCGUCCAAAGCUCGCAGCGUCGGAGCAUCCGCGCGCUGCACACGGGCGAAAGCGUCAUGUCGACCGUGCGUCGCCCAGGCGCGCACCGCGCAUACCUGCGCGAGGUGUCCAAGCAGACGACCAUCCUCCGCCUGCAGGGCUUCAUGUUCUUCGGCACGAUUGCGCACGUCGAGGAGGCGAUUCGGGCGCUACUAGACGAGCCCACGUGGCGCCGGAGCCCGAUCCGCUUCCUCGUGCUCGACCUGUCGCUCGUGGCGGGGGUCGACAUGAGUGCCGCGGAAGCAUUUGUGCGCGUGCGCCGACUGCUGGCCGGAAAAAAGGUUGUGUUGGUGCUGUGUGGGUGCACCGUUGACAGCCCGGUCGGACGCGGACUGGGCAAUGUGGGUCUGUUGGAGAUGGGUGGCGUCGAGCUGUUCGAGACGUUCAGUGAUGCAGUCGAAUGGACGGAGAACAUCUACUUGAGAGCGUGGUUCAGGGCGCAGAAGACUGAGACUCUUCCAGUCGCUCUGCCCGGCCGACAAGACAAUGUAAUUCCGUUCCACGGGUCGGUAAUCGACAGUCCCAGGAGGACAGCACUGGUAGAUGCCGGCUGGCGGACGAUUGCCCGUGACCACAGUCCUCCCGAUCCGCUGGAUGCCCGAGAGCCAUUCAGCACUUUAGUUCGCGCCUUCUCGUCCUACGAACCGAUCGACCGGGACACCUACGCGCCGCUCAUCCCGUACCUCUUGCGCAUGUCCGUUCCCGCGGGGACGGUGCUGUGGAACCAGGACGAGGCCCCGGAUGGGCUGUACAUUGUCGAGUCGGGCAUUCUGCGCGCGACGUACCGCUUCGCGGACCCGACGCCGCCGAUGGUCGAGUCGAUGGUGCCCGGGACGAUUGCGGGCGAGCUGUCCGCCCUGUCUGGGCUGGAGAGGAACGCGACGUGCGUGGUGGAGCGCGCGGCGGUAGUGUGGAAGCUCAGUAGAGAGGACUUAGCGAGUCUCGAGGAGGCGCACCCGGAGCUGGCGCGGGCGUUCACGAGACUGGUCCUGAAGGUGGCAAAGUUGGAUUACGAUAUUCUCAUCACGGCAUUGGCUACAAGACAAUAA
Trametes versicolor FP-101664 SS1 is the source of this 2598-nucleotide messenger RNA. RefSeq lists its product as uncharacterized. The transcript has 19 exons. The record is from RefSeq and is a predicted model, not a curated record. Gene Ontology annotation, cellular component: membrane. Bases 1 to 2598 code for a protein of 865 amino acids. Lineage: Eukaryota; Fungi; Basidiomycota; Agaricomycetes; Polyporales; Polyporaceae.